GGAGGAGAGUGGGUCGGAGAGGGAAUAGGAAACGACAAGACUGCUGGCGGGAGGACGGUGGCUAUGGCAGCGAUGGCAGCGAUGACGACGAUGACGGCAUCUGUGAUCGCGAAUGGCCUCUUUGAGCCCAUUGGCAAAUUAAGUCGGGACUCGACAUGCCAGAGCUUUUCAUCCACUUCCAGCUUUUACCGGCGGUCAACGACUGWGCAUCCCUUCUCUCGAAUUAAGUCAUCGUCCUUGUCGCCAUGGCCGUCAACAUCAAGCUCACAUUCCGACAUGCCGUCUUCCAGAGACAAACAAAAACCACAUCGUGAGUUCGACUCCUUGGAUGCACCCAUCAGCUAUGGAAGUGUGAUAUUGCUUUGCUCCUUAUCGUCCACACGAUUUCACCCAUCUGAUGGUGAUGGUGAUGGUGAUGGUGAUGGUGCUAUCUCUGUAGCUUUCAAACUGAGAAACGUUUUCUUCAUCUCUAAAGAAGAGAAGAAGACGACGACUACGAAGAAGACGAAGAGGAAGAAGAAGAAGAAGAAGAAGAAGAGGAAGAAGAAGAAGAAGAGGAAGAAAAGUUGGCCAUGAUCUUGAAAGUGGCGGCUUCUGAGAUAUGUGCACACUUUCUGAAGGAGAUCUUUUUCGUCAUCCUCAGGGUCAACAGUCAAAGUCAAAGUCAAAGUCAAAGUCGAUGAAGAAGGGGGGCCCCUCGUCAAGCUUCCGUCUGCCAAGAGGCUGGUUGUCAGCUUGGGUGCAACUUUGGCUGUGCUUCUCAGUGGCAUCCCGCAAGAG
Chara braunii is the source of this 780-nucleotide messenger RNA. Lineage: Eukaryota; Viridiplantae; Streptophyta; Charophyceae; Charales; Characeae. The record is from the annotation of a GenBank genome assembly.